This is a messenger RNA of Truncatella angustata, 1294 nucleotides long. RefSeq names its product BAR domain-containing protein. The record is from RefSeq and is a predicted model, not a curated record. The transcript has 3 exons. The coding region runs from base 240 to 1025 and encodes 261 amino acids. Gene Ontology annotation, biological process: plasma membrane tubulation; endocytosis; actin filament organization. Gene Ontology annotation, cellular component: Rvs161p-Rvs167p complex; medial cortex; actin cortical patch. Gene Ontology annotation, molecular function: lipid binding; protein binding. NCBI's taxonomy places the organism in Eukaryota, Fungi, Ascomycota, Sordariomycetes, Amphisphaeriales, Sporocadaceae.
UCUGACAGCGCUCUGGCCUCUGCUUCUUGCCUUGCGUUGCGACUGCUAUUCUUGUGAUAUACUUACGGCGAUUGCGAUUGUGACACCUACACGUCCCCCCACACUCUACCACAAGCAAACCAUCCACCCACUCUACGACUGUUGCCCGGCCCCCUCUCGGCAGUCGCAGACUAAAGAUAUAGACGCAAACGCAGACACAGACAUAGACAAGCAAGCGACAAGCGUUAGCAGCAGCCAACAUGUCGUGGGCAGGCUUCAAGAAGAAUGUCAACCGCGGCGCGACCCAGCUGAUGAUGAAGACGGGCCACGUCGAAAAGACCAACGACCGCGACUACGAGGUGGAAGAGCGACGCUUCCGAACCAUGGAAGCCGCAUCCUUGCGCCUGCAGAAGGAAGCCAAGGGAUACCUCGACUCCCUCAGAGCCAUGACCGCCUCUCAAAUGCGCAUUGCCGAGACCAUCGAUGCCUUCUACGGGGACGCCGGUGCCAAGGACGGCGUAAGCAGGAGUUACAAGCAAGCCGUCGAGGACCUCGAUGCAGAGACCAUCAAGGCCUUGGACGGUCCAUACAGGACCACCGUCCUCGAGCCCAUAAACCGAUUCUGCGCAUAUUUCCCUGACGUGAACGAGUGUAUCAAGAAGCGAGGCCAUAAACUCCUAGACUACGAUGCUCUACGCGCGAAGGUCAAGAAGCUUGCCGAAAAGCCCGACAAGGACGUCACCAAACUCCCUCGCACGGAGAAGGAGAUGGAGAUUGCCAGAGCUGCGUACGAACAAUUGAACGACCAGCUCUCCGCCGAACUACCACAGCUCAUCGAUCUGCGAGUGCCCUACCUGGAUCCCAGCUUCGAGGCUCUCGUCAAGAUUCAACUCCGGUUCUGCGCCGAAGCCUACAGUCGAAUGGCCCAAGUACAACAAUACCUCGAUGCCGAUACGAGAGAUCAAUACGCCCAAGGACAUCUGGACAGCCGGGUCGAGCAGGUCCUGCAGGAGAUCAGGGAGUUGAGCAUCAGUGGGACUGUCUAAGGUGCCAGAAUAAAUAAUACUUGAGAGAGAGGAGCAUGGAAAAGGUCGACUGGCACGGUUUUGGAGUUCAACAGGUAUGGCCUGAUUGCUUUGGGCAUGAUUUCGUGUCCCACACCCCAGAGGAUGGAUUACCUCUAUUUCUCGGCAUACAUAUUUACAGGCGGAUAAAAGAGUAUGAAUAUACUUGAUCGAUACCCUACUCAACUUCCCGCGUUCUAGGCGCCUUAGACAAAGGUUGCUCCAUGUGACUGGAUAAUAUCAUCCUCCAG